Molecule: messenger RNA, 6259 nt
Organism: Gymnodraco acuticeps
Lineage: Eukaryota; Metazoa; Chordata; Actinopteri; Perciformes; Bathydraconidae
Gene: col14a1a
Product: collagen, type XIV, alpha 1a
Exons: 48
Coding region: 19-5601 (1860 amino acids)
Cellular component (GO): interstitial matrix
Molecular function (GO): protein binding
Source: RefSeq, a predicted model, not a curated record
AGACUGCUGGUUGUGAGGAUGUUGUCCAUGGGAAAGUAUAGGUGGUGUUUGUUGGCUCCACUGGUGUUACUGGUCCUAGUGUCCCAUUUCCCCUCAAAGGCACAGAGUCAAGUUCCAGUUCCGAAAAGACUGCGUUUCAAAGUGCUGAGCUCAAGUAAACUUCUUGUGGCAUGGAAGGAGCCAAAAGGAGACUUUGACAGCUAUCUAUUCCUCUACAAGAGCACACCAGGUGGUGAGCAGAAGGAGAUCAUACUAUCUAAAUCAGACACUAAAGUGCUGAUAACAGACUACAGCUCCUCUCAGGACUACACUGUCAGUGUGAUCAGUGUCAGAGGCAGUGAGCAGAGCAUACCGCUUCAGAGCAGAUUUAAAGCUGCAGUGGAGAGAGGUGAGAGUGACAGAGAGGACCUCACUCAGCCUGAGAGGCUGACUGAGUCUGUCGUGCCUCCUGAGGAUGCCAACGAGAUCUCUGGAGUUGAUCAGUUUGUGUGCCACACUGAGGCCGUUGCAGACAUCAUAAUCCUGGUGGACGGCUCCUGGAGUAUCGGUCGGCUUAACUUCCGGCUGGUCCGCAUGUUCUUGGAGAAUCUGGUCAAUGCCUUUGAUGUUGGCAUUGAUAAAACAAGGAUAGGUCUGGCUCAGUACAGUGGGGAUCCCAGGAUAGAGUGGCAUCUCAAUGCUUUCUACACAAAAGAUGCCGUCCUUGAUGCCGUUAAGAACCUGCCGUACAAGGGAGGAAAUACUCUCACAGGCCUUGCGUUGACCUAUAUUUUGGAGAACAGCUUCAAGCCCGAGUCUGGCUCCCGUGUGGGUGUACCUAAAAUCGGGAUCCUCAUUACAGACGGGAAGUCCCAGGAUGAUGUCAUACCUCCGGCAGAGAGCCUGCGAAAUGCUGGGGUUGAGCUGUUUGCCAUUGGUGUUAAGAAUGCUGAUGAGAAUGAGCUGCACUCCAUCGCCUCAGAGCCAGGCGAAUCUCACGUCUACAACGUGGCCGAUUUCAACGUCAUGAGCUCCAUCGUAGGGGCUCUGACCAAGACUGUGUGUGAACAAGUGGAGCAGCAAGACAAGGACAUUAAACAGAAACAGAUACCAGAGACGACAGGAGCCCCACUUGAGCUGGUGACAUCAGAAGUCACGGCCCGGACUGUUAGGGUCUCAUGGAGCCAUGCCCCCGGAAACGUAGAGAAAUACAGAGUGGUUUAUUACCCUGCUAGCGGAGGAGAACCACAGGAGGCGGUAGUGGACGGCAGUGAGACUUCAGUGGUGUUGCAGCAUCUCAGCUCUGUCACUGAGUACCAGCUGGCUGUGUUUGCUGUGUAUGCAAACGAGGCAAGUGAAGCUCUCAGAGGAUCAGAAACAACCCUAGCCCUUCCCUCAGUGACGGUCCUCCAGCUGUUCGAUGUGACUCACAGCAGCAUGAAAGCAAGAUGGGACAGUGUGGAUGGAGUCUCUGGCUAUGUGCUGCUGUACGCACCGCUCAGAGAUGAUGGAGACUUUACAGACAAGGAGGAAAAAUUAUCGGAUGCAGUGACAGAGCUGGAGCUGGAUGGGUUGAACCCCAGCACUGAAUACACCGUUACUCUUUACGCCAUGUUUGGGGACGAGGCCAGUGACCCUAUUACAAUCCAAAGAACUACAUUACCCCUGAGUCCUCCUAGCAACCUGCAGUUUUCUGACAUCACUCACAACUCCGCCCACAUCCGCUGGGAUGCCGUGCCCAGAGGGGUCAAAGGUUACCACAUCCUGUGGGUCAAGACGGACGGAGGAGUCAAGAAGGAGGUGGAGGUGGGUCCUGUAAACUCCUACGACCUCAGUGAGCUGACGUCUCUGAGUGAGUACUCAGUGGCCAUCUCUGCCCUGUACACUGAGGGCCAAUCAGAGCCGCUCACAGAUGGAUUCACUACCACCCCGGUUCCUGGUCCUUUGGAUCUUCGCUCCAAUGAUGUGAGCACAGACAGCUUCCAGGUCAGCUGGGAUCACUCAGCCAAUGACAUCUUCCUCUACAGACUCUCCUGGGCCCCGUUCAUGGGUGGCGACACAAAGGAGGUGGUCUUGAGUGGAAGUGAUAACAGAUACAUCCUGACUGGCCUGAGCCCCUCCACUGAGUAUGAAGUUAUGUUGACGGCUGUGUUCAAAGAUGAAUCUGAGAGUGACACCAUCUCUGUCAUAGAGACCACAUUGGUCAGGACGACAACAAUGUCUACUACAACAGCAGUGGCACGCCAUGCUGCGAGGAACCUGCAGCUGAGUGACGAGACCACCCAGAGCUUAGAGGCAUCAUGGGAGCUGGAAGACCCCCUUGUGAAAAGCUACAGAGUCUCCUAUGCUGACCUCAGGGGCGACCACGAAGAAGAGUUUGUUGUAGUUCCUGGUGGUCAGAGGAGAGCAGUGCUUCAGCCUCUUCUAGCAGAUACCCAGUACAAAGUGACGAUCACACCUGUGUACACCGAUGGACAAUAUGGCAUCAGUGUAUCUGCCACGGGGGCCACAUUGCCCCUCCUGUCUCCUGGAAACCUGCGUGUGUCAGAGGAGUGGUACAACCGCUUCAGAGUCACCUGGGAUCCCCCUCAGUCUCCUACAACAGGGUACAGGAUCGUCUACCAGCCUAUAUAUGUUCCAGGACCAGUUUUGGAGACAGUUGUGGGUGAAGAUGUGAACUCCAAGAUGCUUCUGAAUCUACUUAGUGGGACGGAGUACAGCGUUCAAGUGACGGCUUCCUACCCUACGGGACAAAGUGAACCUCUGCUAGUGAACUCCAAGACAUUGUUCCUGGGUGUCUCUGGCUUGUCGACCUACCAGAUACGUCCCAUCAGCCUGUGUGUCCAGUGGCAGCCUCUUCUACAGGCCACGUUAUACAGAGUCUCCAUUCAGUCUACACUCAAUGGUCAGAGGCAGGAAGUGAGCCUGGGAGCUGGUUCUUCCCGACAGUGCUUCUACGACCUCACCCCCGGCAGCCAGUAUCAGAUCAGCGUUCACACCCAGAUGCAGGAAAUGGAGGGACCUGCUGUCUCCAUCACUGACAUGACUUGCCCAGCGCCCACUCUAGCUCCGACUGAACUCCCGACCACUGAGCCCCCUCCCACCAUCCCACCCGCUAAAGAAGUGUGUAAGGAGGCCAAGGCGGACCUGGCCUUCCUAGUGGACGGGUCCUGGUCCAUCGGAGACGACAACUUCAUGAAGAUCACACGCUUCCUCUACAGCACCAUGGGAUCGCUGGAUCUGAUUGGACCAGACGGCACCCAGGUCGCCAUCGCUCAGUUCAGCGACGACGCACGGACAGAAUUCCAGCUGAGUUCCCAUGGCAACAAGGAAGCGCUGUUGGAAGCCAUUCAAAGCAUCAGAUACAAGGGAGGAAACACCAAGACAGGUCGGGCAAUCAAACAUGUCAAGGAUUCAAUUUUCACCCCGGAGGGCGGAGCUAGAAGAGGCGUUCCUAAAGUCCUGGUUGUUCUCACUGACGGACGUUCACAAGACGAUGUCAACAAAGUGUCCAAGGAGAUGCAGAUGGACGGCUAUAUCAUCUUUGCCAUUGGCUUUGCGGACGCGGACUACGGAGAGCUAGUGAAUAUUGCCAGCAAGCCCAGCGAUAGACACGUCUUCUUUGUGGACGAUUUGGAUGCCGUGAAGAAAAUAGAAGAGCAGCUCAUUACUUUUGUCUGUGAGGCUGCUACCGCCACCUGUCCGUCUGUGUUGAUGAGUGGUAACACAAUGGCAGGUUUCCGUAUGAUGGAGAAGUUCGGCCUGGUAGAGAAGGAGUACAGCACCAUACCUGGAGUCUCUCUGGAGCCGGGCUCGUUCAACACCUUCCCGUGUUACAGACUACACCGAGACGCAAUGGUGUCGCAGCCCACCAAGUACCUUCACCCAGAAGGUUUACCCUCUGAUUACACCAUUUCUCUGAUGCUCCGCCUACUUCCUGAGACCCCGCAGGAGCCCUUUGCAUUGUGGGAAAUCCUCAAUAAGGAGAAGGAGCCAUUAGUGGGAUUAAUCCUGGACAACUCUGAAAAAACACUGACGUUCUUCAACUACGACUACAAAGGAGACUUCCAGACUGUCGCCUUUGAAGGAACUGAAAUCCAAAAAAUAUUCCAUGGCAGUUUCCACAAGCUCCAUGUAACCAUCAGCAAGACGUCUGUGAAGGUGGUGUUGGACUGUUCAGCGGUCGAGGAGAAACCAGUCAGCGCGGCUGGAAACAUCACCACGGAUGGAGUGGAGAUCCUUGGAAGGCUGGUUCGGUCCAGAGGCAGCCGGGACAACUCUGCUCCAUUCCAGCUCCAGAUGUUUGACAUCAUCUGCAGCACAUCCUGGGCCAGCAGAGAUAAGUGUUGUGAGCUGCCAGCAUUGAGAGUUGAGGAGCAGUGCCCUUCCUUGCCUCAUGCCUGUACCUGCUCCCAGGACAGCAAAGGACCUCCAGGACCUUCAGGACCCCCUGGCGGUCCAGGCAUAAGGGGAGCCAGAGGAGACCGAGGAGAGUCAGGAGUGACGGGACCUCAAGGGCCACUGGGAGAGCUUGGCCCUACUGGACCUUCAGGACCACCCGGCCCUCAGGGACCCAGCGGUCUCUCUAUCCAGGGGCCCCCGGGUGCUGCUGGGGGAAAGGGAGAGAAUGGAGCGGUCGGUCCAGCCGGAAUAAUGGGUGUUCCUGGAGGCCCAGGCUCAUCUGGCAGAGACGGCCCCCCAGGACCAAGGGGUCUGCCGGGUAAUGGUGGACCGCAGGGACGACAAGGACCUCCUGGACCUGGCGGGUCCCCUGGAGGACCAGGAGCCCCGGGACCUGGUGGAUCAUCAGGGCUCCAGGGAGAUCAAGGAGUUCCUGGUUCUGCUGGUACCAAAGGCGAUAAGGGAGAAAGAGCUGAUGUGCAGUCCCAAGCUGCUGUGCGGGCCAUCGCACGGCAAGUGUGUGAGCAGCUCAUCCAGAGCCACUUGUCUCGCUAUAACACCAUACUGAACCAGAUCCCGGUCCAGUCUUCCACGUCAAUCCGAACAGUACCCGGCCCCCCAGGGGAGCCGGGGAGGAGAGGCCUCCCGGGGUCCCAGGGGGAGCAGGGGCCAUCUGGCAGGCCAGGCUUCCCGGGUGGAAGCGGCCAGAACGGACGGGCAGGAGAGAGAGGUCUGGCGGGAGAGAAGGGAGAGAGGGGGAAUCCAGGGGUUGGGAGUCAGGGUCCUCGGGGACAAACUGGACUUCCAGGCCUGCCAGGUGAAGGACGGACAGGCAGCCAGGGCCCCUCUGGUCGGCCCGGCAACCCAGGGACGUCGGGGAGGCAAGGGAAUCCUGGUUCAACGGGACCAGCCGGCCCCCCGGGGUACUGCGACCAGAACUCCUGCAUCGGGUACAACGUCGGAGUCCAACCCCUGCCUAACGGCGGCUACCAGCCUUACAACCCAGCUGCAGUGGCUUACAACGACGACCAAGGAGAGGAAGAAGAGGAGGAGGAGGAAGAGGAAGAGCAGGACCCCUAUUACCGUGGUUACCCCCCUCAGUACUACCCCCAACAGCCCUCACAACAACGUGGUUACCGCUCGAGCCCAUCCCACUCCGAGGACACGGAGGUGCGGUCGCCGGGCGUCGCCAGGAGGUUUGCGCGCAACAUCGCCGCGUGAGUGAGGAGGAGGAGGAGGACUUUAAGAGGAAGGACGGACUCACCUGAAGUGCUUGAGCCCCCCACAACGCACACAGCAAAAACAAUCAAACACUUACAUGCACACACCCCGUCCAACGUCUAAAACUGUGGUGAGAACCCCCCUCCCAUCCAGUGGUUUGCUCCCCCUGGUGAAACUAUGUAAAUAGCUCUGUGGACUCUUGUACCAUAUCUCUGUAAAAAGGGGGGUCCGAAAAGUGCCUGAUAUAUGUAAGCAUCGUGUUAAUGUAAAAGGUAAGACCUGUUCGUCUCUCAGCUGAUUUCAGGACUAAACCCUUCUUCUUUUUGUGUGACGCUGCAUGUCCCCUGUGAGCCAAACAUCGAGAGUAACUGGACAUGUGCUUCUUGUUUUGGUUGUCUGUAACUAGCUAGAUUAUUUUACAACUCAAAUGGAGGAUGCUGAGAUGGCAACAGUUGUACAGGCUGCGUUUUAUAAGGAUGAAUCACGAUUUCCAGAUUCCAUGCUGUCUUUAUUUCAACGUGUUGAGGAAUAUUGAAAUGCUUCUUUAUACCAUCCAUUAUUGGAGUUAAUCCCAUGAAAUGCUGGUAGACGCAACAUUUCUGUGACGUUUAGUAUCACUUGCACUGUGGAACACAAUUAAAUGUUUAACUUUUUCAAG